UAUUAUUUGAAUAUGAUUAACAAAUUAUAAUAAUUAUAAUGAUAGAAAAUUGAAGAUUCUGAAUUCCGAACAAAUCCUAAUUGGCAACUACUACCAAGACAUAAAGAUAGCCAGUUCAAAUUACCUAACAAUGUGGGUAUUGCGCCCGAGGACUGCAUCAUAACCACAAGACUAAAUUAUUAUACUCAAGACUGCCCAAUUCUCUUAAAAUCUGAAAUCACUGAGCGAUUCAAUGUACCUCAUUUGAAAAAUUUCAGUCUAUGCAUGAUCACAAUCAAUUUAAAGCAAACCUCUAAUACAAAUAUGUCAAAUUUAACAAGACAAUAUCUGCAUGCUGCUUUUGGUAUAAGUGAUCGUCUUCAAAGUGCUGGUUAUUGGGCUGAUUUCAUACAUCCUUAUACUGGACUUCCAGCCAUUAAUCCAGGACUCAAUAUUGAUUUUUCCGCUCUUGAAUUACCAUACAAACAUACUGUUUAUCAAGUCAAUACACGCAGAAAGUGCAAAGUGAUUGUAGAAAAAAUGUCUCCUAAUACUAUUGGUAACUUAUUUACAAAUGCCUUGCCUUCAAAAACUGAUGUUGUCGAAGAUAUUUUGGAGGAAGUUAGUGAUUUACAUCAAAAUAGCUAUGAUUGAAUUUUUCUUUUCUAGUUAAAAUUAUAACAUGAUGUCAUUUAUUUUAAAAUAUAUUAUAGAUUAUAUUAUAUAUAUAUUAGUUGUGAUACUUGUUUUAACCUAAAAAUAAAUCUGUUUAUAUAAUAUAACUUAUUAUCAUAUUGUUAUUUUAAAAAUCACAAUUGCAGACAAAUCUUAAUUCCUGUUUAUGAUUAAUUAACCAAUUUUGUUUAUAAAUUAGUGUUAAGCUCUAACAAAUGUUUAUUAGUUAUAAUAAGGGAUAGGGGGUUUAUAUGAAUUGUUUUGUAUAUAUUUUUUUUUGCAGCGUCCCUUUACAAAUUUGGUUAGUCAUGUUAACUUAUUGUCUCAUAUUGAUAUAAAUAAUCUAUUUUUUGUUUUACAUAUUUUAACUAUAAUCAUUAUAAACUCAUGUUUCAUGCUAAAUUUAAACAAAAUUAGGGUAAUAAGCUAAAUGCCACAUCACAUUACCCUUCUAAUUUAAAUUUAUAAAAUCAGUUAUUUAGUCUGAAGAAAAAAAUGUAAAAAUGUAUUAAAAAUGCUAUUGAUUUGUUUAAAAAUAAGACUAGCAAAUAUUAGUUAGCUUACAUAAAAAGUAACUUAAUACAAUCCGUUUUAAAAUUAUAUGACAAUUCUCUUUUCUUUAAUUAUGGUUGACAAUUUAUUGGGAACUUCGAUAUAUAAUUUAUUCUAUUUUUAUUGCAUACUUUAGCAUAUUAAUCUUUAAUAAAAUAAAACGAAUAUUUUACCAUUUCAUAUUACUUUGAAAUCCUAAC
Molecule: messenger RNA, 1406 nt
Organism: Metopolophium dirhodum (rose-grain aphid)
Lineage: Eukaryota; Metazoa; Arthropoda; Insecta; Hemiptera; Aphididae
Product: cobalamin trafficking protein CblD-like
Exons: 5
Coding region: 265-633 (122 amino acids)
Biological process (GO): cobalamin metabolic process
Cellular component (GO): mitochondrion
Source: RefSeq, a predicted model, not a curated record